CCACCAUUCAUAAUAUACGCGACCGCCUACCUUGCAAGUUGGCCCAAACGCACGCUCCUAACACAAGUGUACGCUACCAGCAAAGAAACUAAAAACAACAACAAGCGAGAAUGCAGGAUCAACGUUUAAAGGAUUUUCUCAAAGAGUUCAUCAUCAGCGACUCACAGCUACAAGAGCUGUACAAGCGUUUCACCGCUGAAAUACAGAAAGGCCUAACGCAGGCGACACACCAGCAAGCGGAUAUCAAGUGUUACAUGACCUAUGUGCAAGAUUUGCCAACGGGUGAUGAGCAGGGCAAUUAUUUGGCGCUCGAUUUGGGUGGCACGAAUUUUCGCGUUUUACGCGUCUCACUGCAGGGCCAUCAUGAGGCGGAAAUCGAUUCGAAAGUGUAUGUUGUGGAUAAGGAAUUGAUGACUGGGCAUGGCACAAAGCUUUUCGAUCACAUUGCCAACUGUUUGGCAGAGUUUGUGAAUGAGCACUCAUUAAAUGAUCAACAUUUGCCACUCGGGUUUACAUUCUCAUUUCCAUGCAUACAAUUGGGUUUGACAAAAGCGCUAUUAACGCGCUGGACAAAGGGUUUUCAAUGUGCUGGUGUGGAGCAAGAGGAUGUGGGCCGCUUGCUGAAGGAAGCCAUUGCACGACGUGGUGACUUGGAGAUCGAUGUCAUGGCUUUGCUGAAUGACACUACGGGUACACUAAUGUCCUGCGCGCAUCGCAAUCCCGAAUGUCGCAUUGGUGUUAUUAUCGGCACGGGUUGCAAUGCAUGCUAUGUGGAACGUGUGGAAAAUGCCGAUUUAUUGGAACCUGUAUAUAAAAUUGAUAAGCCGACUAUAUUGGUGAAUACGGAAUGGGGUGCAUUUGGCGAAAGCGGAAAAUUGGAAUUUGUGCGCACAGAUUAUGAUCGUAAAGUUGAUAAAGACUCGCUGAAUGCGGGCAGUCAGCUGUUUGAGAAAAUGAUAUCAGGCAUGUAUUUGGGCGAGUUGGUGCGUCUAGUGCUAGCCGAUGCAAUAGCGGAAAAUUUGAUAUUUGCGCGCAACAGCGAAAAAGAACGUUUUAUACAAAUUCUUAAAGAGAACACUGGUUGUAUUGAAACACGUUUCAUUUCGGAAAUUGAAAACGACACAUUUCCGGCCUUUCAACAGACGCGCAAAAUACUCAAAGACCUGCUUGGCUUAGAGAAUGCCUCUGUGGAAGAUUGUCAAAAGCUAAGAUAUAUUUGUGAAUGCAUUUCGAAGCGUGCAGCCAAAUUGGCGGCAGUGGGUUUAAGUGGUCUAAUAAAUAAAAUAGCUGAGCCACAUAUCGUGGUUGGCGUAGAUGGUUCGGUUUAUCGACUUCAUCCGCACUUCGACAAUUAUAUGCGAGAGGCUAUGCAAAAAUUGGUAGAUCCGAAAAUAGUUUUUGAGCUUAUGCUCUCGGAAGACGGUUCCGGACGUGGGGCAGCACUGGUGGCAGCAGUGGCCAGUAAAAAUUAGGCAACAAUUCACAUUAAGCGAUGAAACAGUUGUUUUGUUUAAUGCAAUAAAAAAGAAAUUAUAAGUAAUUUAAGCACUUA
Molecule: messenger RNA, 1552 nt
Organism: Zeugodacus cucurbitae (melon fly)
Lineage: Eukaryota; Metazoa; Arthropoda; Insecta; Diptera; Tephritidae
Product: hexokinase type 2
Exons: 2
Coding region: 111-1472 (453 amino acids)
Biological process (GO): intracellular glucose homeostasis; glycolytic process; glucose 6-phosphate metabolic process
Cellular component (GO): mitochondrion; cytosol
Molecular function (GO): fructokinase activity; glucokinase activity; mannokinase activity
Source: RefSeq, a predicted model, not a curated record